Hansenula ciferrii is the source of this 1080-nucleotide messenger RNA. RefSeq names its product Rbg2p (gene RBG2). The coding region runs from base 1 to 1080 and encodes 359 amino acids. Gene Ontology annotation, biological process: cytoplasmic translation. Gene Ontology annotation, cellular component: cytoplasm. The transcript is spliced from 2 exons. NCBI's taxonomy places the organism in Eukaryota, Fungi, Ascomycota, Saccharomycetes, Phaffomycetales, Wickerhamomycetaceae. The record is from RefSeq and is a predicted model, not a curated record. Gene Ontology annotation, molecular function: GTP binding; GTPase activity.
AUGGGCGUGGAAGAAUUAUCUCGUACCCAAAAGAACAAAGCUACUGAAUAUCAUAUUGGUUUAUUAAAGGGUAAAUUAGCAAGAUAUCGUCAACAAUUAUUAGAACCACCUCCAGGUUCUUCUUCAUCACCAGGUCAAGGUUUUGAAGUGCAAAAAUCAGGUGAUGCUAGAGUAGUAUUAAUUGGGUUCCCAUCUGUUGGUAAAUCAUCAUUUUUAUCAAAAGUUACCAAAACAAAAGCAGAAAUUGCACAUUAUGCUUUCACAACUUUAACUUCAGUUCCAGGUGUUUUGGAGUAUCAAGGUGCUGAAAUUCAAAUUGUGGAUUUACCAGGUAUUAUUAGUGGUGCUUCUGAAGGUAAAGGUCGUGGUCGUCAAGUUGUUGCAACUGCUAAAACAAGUGAUUUAAUUGUUAUGGUUUUAGAUGCUACAAAAUCUGCAGAACAAAGAGGUAUUUUAGAAAGAGAAUUAGAAGCUGUUGGUAUUAGAUUAAAUAAACCAAAACCAAAUAUUCAUUUCAAAACUAAAAGUUCUGGAGGUGUUAAAUUAAGUUUUACAACACCACCAAAAAAUCUUGAUGAAAAAAUUGUUCAAGGUAUUUUAAGAGAUUAUAGAAUUCAUAAUGCUGAUGUUCUUAUUAGAGAUGAAAAUGUUACAAUUGAAGAUUUCAUAGAUAUUAUUAAUGAUUCUCAUAGAAGUUAUAUUAAUUGUCUUUAUGUUUAUAAUAAGAUUGAUGCAGUUUCAUUAGAGGAAACUGAUAGAAUUGCUAGAGAACCAAACACGGUUGUUAUGAGUUGUGAGAUGGGACUUGGUGUUGAAGAUGUUGUUGAAGAAAUAUGGUAUCAAUUAGAUUUAUUAAAAGUUUAUACUAAAAGAAGAGGUAUUGCAGUGAAUUUUAGUGAUCCAUUAGUUGUUAGAAGUAAAAGUACAAUUGAAGAUAUUUGUAAUUCAAUUCAUAAAGAUUUUAAAGAUCAUUUUAAAUAUGCAUUAGUUUGGGGGUCUUCAACUAAACAUAAUCCACAAAAAUGUGGGUUAACACAUUUAGUUGAUGAUGAAGAUGUUGUUUCCAUUGUGGCAAAAUAA